Molecule: messenger RNA, 480 nt
Organism: Cinara cedri
Lineage: Eukaryota; Metazoa; Arthropoda; Insecta; Hemiptera; Aphididae
Source: the annotation of a GenBank genome assembly
AUGACAAUACAGUACGAAAUACAUAAAAUACGGAUUUAUUCAAAGUCGGACAAAUCCAUCAUCGCCAAUGUGCCUCAUAUGUCAAAAAACAUUUUCAAAUGAAGCAAUGAAGCUUUCUUGACUACUCGAUCAUUUUAAUAAAAUGCAUUUAGAUAUGAAAGACAAAGAUGUGACUUACUUUCAAAAUAUGGAAAAAAAGUACGUAGCUCACAACCUACUUUAUCAACACUUUUUUCUGCGGUUUCUAAACAAGUCAAUGAUGGUGCGUCAUACAAUAUAUCAUUGUUAAUUGCUAAAACAGGCAAACCACAUACCAUUGGGGAAGACUUAAUUUUACCAGCAAUAAAAAAAGUGAUAACAACUGUGCUCCAUAAACCAGCGGCAGAUAUUAACCGAAAAAUUCUUUUGAGCAAUAGUUCUGUACAAAGACGAAUUGAUGAGAUGGCUGAAAAUAUUGAAAAUCAUUGUGCAAUCAUUUGA